GUGGACGUACUUCCAACUUCAAAGUGAAUUUAUAUACAGCUGACAAUAUCAAGAAUCAAAUUCAGUGUGAAAUAACUGAGUACUGUAUUUGGUCUGUUUUGAAUAUUAAAUUGAAUUAUGAAAGCGCGGUGUUUGCGGCUACAAAUGUUGUAAGACGAACGGAUCCUUCUUUGGACUUGAAACAAGUGGGACCGAAACAAUUUGGGCACAGUUUCCACAGAAGUCGUGGUACCAGUUGUAUCUGUGUAUGGGACUACUUGGUAUUUGUAAAAGGAAUAUAGCAGAUGGGAAUGCAUACAAUUUGAAUUGAAAUCAGUCUUUAUAUUAAUUACUAAAUGGCUUCUGAAGUGGUGAGUUUACUUAUUCGGAAAAUUCACAUCCGGGAACAUCUGGACAACAAACAAAGGGUUGAAAAAUGAUACAAAAACUUGUACAUUUAGUUGCCCUUUAUGUUCCUGGCCUUAACUUAAAAGGGAAAAAUGAGACAGAGACAAAACAGGUUAUGACAAAUGAGACUCAAGAGUUAAGGCACUACCAUCAAUGCUACAAAUGUGUCAUAUCAAGUCAGUGAAUAGAAAACAUAAUAAAUCAAUGCCAGACAUGGAAAUGAGUGUGAUUCUAAAGUAAAGGUCAACAUAGAAGGUAUGGAAAUCACAAGAAGAGCAAUAACAUGCAAAAGGAAGAGAAAGGUAAAGUCUCUACCAGAUGACUUUGUAGAUCCUUUUGAAAAAGAAGUGUCUAAGUCUGUUGGUAGUCAGAAUGUUAAGGAGGAGGAUGAACAUCCAUUUGGUGAAGAAAAAUGGAUGGAGAAAACUGAAAUGGAAGAUGUGAUGCAAAGAAAUGACAAUGAAUUCAGUGGAGAAAAAGAAGCUAACAAAGAUGUCUCUGAUGGUAAUGCUUACAAGACAAAAUAUAAGCGUGCCAAACAACCCAGUGCAAAGAAGGACAGUAAAUCUCAAUGUUUAAAUGGUAAUGAUAUACUUUUUCAAUGCACAAACAAUAGUUGUAAUCAGCAGUUCAAACUUACUUUGAAAAGUAAACAUAAGCACAAAGGUACUGACACUACCAACCUAAAGAUCAUUGGCUGUGAGAUUUGUACAACAGAGUUUUCUGGCUUGUCCCAUUACAAAGGCCAUUUACAAUCUGCACACCCACAUUUUGUUGUAACCAAGGCUCUUCCUAUUGGUGGAGAAUUUUUAGACAGAAAAACAAAAGAACGUAUAGACUUAUACCAGUGCACAAAGUGUUCAUUCAUGUGUACUCAUUUACCCCUGCCUCCCCACCCCUGCAAGAGAGAACCACUGAAAUAUGUCUGCCCAUAUUGUAAGGUUGAAGAAGAUGAGUUUGAAACAAUGUUGCAGCACAUAGCCUGUGAACAUGAGGACUGCCACGAUGAAAGGCAACACAAAUAUGAAACAAUGAGGAAUAAUAGAAAAGAUCUAGCUUACUAUGUGAAAGAAUCAGAAAUGCAUUGCCAUUGGUGUAAGACAGCAUUUGAUUCUUCGGGGACCCUGAAAAAGCACCUCAACUUUGAGCAUGCCAUCCACCGGUACUGCUGCGGUCUGUGUAGAGAGGCGUACAGCCGCAGGUCGGCCCUGAUGAAGCACCUGUCCUCCCAUUCCCCGAGUGUAAGAUGCCCGCAGUGUGGGCGGGGAUUCCGCUACCAGAGCGACCUUAAAGACCACAUGAACACACACAUGGAGGAGAAGCCUCAUCUGUGUGGAACUUGUGGGCUCAGAUUUGCCUCAGAGAGGACACUGAAGCACCAUGCCAUGUUCCAGCACAGUUCCAGCGACAUGGAGGUCGUUGAGAGUUCUGUGGCUGGAGCCGGCAACAGCGUGUUGUGUGAGAUGUGUGGGGAGGCCUUCUCUUCUCAGCACAGACUUAGGCAGCACCGACUACAACACCUUGACAGCCUGCAGCUGAAAAAAUGUCCUCACUGUCUCAUAGAUGUUCGAAGUAUGAACAUGGCCGGUCACGUAUGUCCUGAUCGUAUAAAGAACACACAUUUUAAAAGGAUACAAGCACCUGAGGAUGCAGAUGAUCGCAAAAGAUUGAUGGACAGCUUGAUCAUUUCUAACGAUUCAUUUCCAGAUGGUUUCAAGUUUGGGUGUAAAUUGUGUCAAAAACGAUUCCGGACCAAAAAAUUUCUCUUAUGUCAUAUAAAAAGAAUACACUUGAUUUUAAAUCAAAAUCAGGAAAAACUGUACUGCGAAAAGUGUGAUAAGGCAUUUAUUUACACGCAGCAGUAUCGCGUUCAUAUGCGGUCCCACUCUGAUUGUAAACCCUUCAAGUGUAGACUGUGUAACAAGUAUUUCCGACAGCGUGCUCAUGUGCGAGACCAUCUCAUGUCUCAUAGCAAGGGGAUACACGAUUGCCGCUACUGUAAAACCAAGUUUAAAUGUCACACCUCCCUUCGUGAACAUGUCAAGAAACAUAAUCUCCAGGCAGUGUUUCGGUGUAUGAGAAAGGACUGUAACAUGAGGUUUGAGAAGUUCACCUUUUUUCAGUUCCAUUUGUCGAAAUGCGUUAAUAACUAUUACAGAGAGAGUAAAAACAUUCAGUUGAAAUGCAAAAAUUGUGGUGAUUGUUUUUCUACCAUUGACUCAGCUGUAGAUCACAUGAAGGGGCAUACAAGUACAGCUGUAUCUGUUUACUCGUGUCCAAAGUGUUAUGCCAACUUUGAAUCUUUCCAGAAACGUUACUUUCACAUGGAUAAAUUCAACCAUUUCGAUGACGAUGAUAUCAAAGCUGUUCAAAAAACGUGUAUAGUUAAAGAUAUAGUCCAGAAUGAUAUGGCAUUUAAACACGUACCUCCAGUUUAUGAAGGAAGCACUGUUGAUCUGAUCAAAAUGUAUGACUACUGCCCAGACCUGGAUAUAUUUGGAACCCUGGAUGCUGAUGUGCAGACAAAAUUCAAACAAUGCGAGGAGAAAGAUUUUGCCGCCAAUAUAAACUUUGAACAAGCACGAGAUUUGGACAAGAGAGUUUCUACAAAUACUGAGGUCCAGGAGAUAGCUUUGGCUACUGAUGAGCUAUCAAGUUUCACUCAAGCUGAGAAUAUUGAAACAGAAAAUGAUGCUCAUAUUCAGAUACAAACUGAGAUAAAUGACGAUAAACUGUACGAAGGUUUUGAAAAUACCAGUAAAAGUAUACAAUUUGUUUUACACCAGGAUUCUACAGGCCAAAAUUACUGCACAGAAGUACAAGAAGUUGCUGAAACAGAAAUUGAUACUACAGCUGAAGCGAAGAAUGAACAAGCAAGUUAUAAUUCACACAUCAAUUUUGUAGCCACAGAAACAAGGAGGAUAACAUCCAGUAGUAUUGAAAAUUAUCAUAUUGAUCAAACACGACAUCAAAAUUAUGACAGUACUGAAACAGAAUUGUGUCAGACAACUGAAGCUAAGUGUGAACAAGCAAUCUGCGAUCCCAUCAGUUUAGUUACAACAGAAACAAGAAAGGUGGUAUUGAACGCAGCCGGUGAGAAGGUGAUGUUGAUUAAUGAGAGUGGCCAAGAGGUGUCCCUGGAUGAGACUGUCAACCAGGCCGUGCUGCUGAAAAUGGGCUUUACAGUGGUGGAUGAGAUGAUAGGGCAGGGUACAGGGGGUGGGGGCAUUCAAACGGAAGGGCAGGAGGGGAACACACAAGGGGAGGUUCUUUAUGAUGACGGGGUUGACAUUCAGGCGAGUGGCUGGGCAGGGCAGGCUGUAAAAAGGGGGACGGGGAGCAGUGAGAGAGGCAUCUCCAGGGAUGCCACUGGGUAUUCUGUUGGUGUAAAAUCUCAGAGUUCAUACACAGUGAAGGAGUGGGUUACAUACACAGAGCAGGAUGCAGCUGUUGGUGGUAUUCCUAGUGAUGGGAAUGGAUCCAUUAUGAGUAACAUGAAAACUGUUCGAGAAAAAGGACAACCCAGUUCAUCUUUGGCUGGAAAAGAGACCAAGCCAAUUACAUGUCAUGAAUGUGGCAGGUCUUUCCGCAAACCAUAUGAUUUACGUAGACAUCAGAAUACCCAUUUACCAAAUGCAUCCAAAAAUGUCCACUGUAACAAAUGCGGAGCAGGAUUCUUCAAUGAGAGACAACUUGAAGUCCAUAUAAGAAAACAUACAAAUGACCGCCCAUUUAUAUGUGCUUACCCCAACUGUGGGAAGGCUUUUAAGCAGCGAGGUCAUUUAUUUUCUCACAAAAAACUUCAUGAAGGGCAGAGAGACUUUGUUUGCCAGUACUGUGAUGUCACGUAUGUUCAACAGUCUCAACUCAACAAGCAUAUAAAGCGGAAACAUUCGGGGUCUGGGAAAUUUGCUUGCAGUAUGUGCGGUGCAACAUUUGCAUUUGAGCAGGAAUUACAGACGCACAAGGUCGAGCACCUCGACUACGAACAGCAAACCUCGAUAUUGAAUCAGUUUUCCAUUGAUACAGUGGACAAGAAAAGUGUCGAGAAACACCAAUUGAAGACACAAGUUAGAGAAAACACAAGGAAACAGUCAAAUAAUUUUAUGUGUGAUGAAUGUGGAAAAUCGUUUUCCCACUUCAAAACACUGUCUGGACACAUGCUUACCCACCGUGUGGAGUCAGUGCGAUGUAAGAUGUGCCUUAAAUAUUUCCCCUCAGAACAGUCCCUACAGGCCCACAUGAAAUAUCACCCUGCCUUCUACCAGUGCGAGCACUGUGGCCAGAAAUCCACCACCCAGUCCCAGUUCCGCUACCACCAGAGAACGCGCCACACUGGCCUCGAUAUGAAGUGUGCACACUGUGAGAGAACUUUCCAUCUCAAACAUCUCUUCCUGCGCCAUGUGGCAACUUGUCAGGAAGGGGAGUUUGAAAAUGUGGUUAAUAAAACUACCAAUAGACAAACACUUACUGAAAACAAUGAUACAAUAUAGGCAUGUAGUAUUAAUAUGAGAUGUGCAUCCCUUUUUAACCAAUUAUUUUUCACAUUAUGAAAUAUGAAUAAAUAAAUCAAAAUAUGUUUACCAGUUAAUAAACAAGCACAUGUAUUUGUAUAUUUCAAAUUUAAUAUUCAUUUAUUUUAGGUUGUUCAUUGUUAAAUUUAUUUGUUUAGAGGGAGUUAAAAUUCAUGGUACAAUUUCUGUUUUGUUCUAUUUAUUAACGUCACAAACUUAUUUGUGUCUUUAAAUAUUAGAUACAUGUACUUUUAAAUUUUACAUGCCAUAACAUUUUAAAGCUGCACUCUCACAGAUUGACCGUUAUGACAACUUUUUUGCUUUUUGUCUUGGAAAAUGCUAAUUUUUGCAUAAAUGUCUGGAAAACCCUUUAACAAGACUGCUGACAAAAGAUCAGAAUGAAGUUUUUUUAUUUAUGUUUGAAAACAGAUAUCUUAUAAUGGCUAAAAGGGUUACCAACACUUUCAGAUAAAAUGAUCUUUUUCGGCAGUUUCCCCAAACAUUUGAGAUCAGUUAUAAUGUAAGCUAUCUUAAAAGACUGAAUUGAAGGCAUUGAUGUCAAAAUCAAAUGAUUAUGAGACAAAAACUAAAACAAAUCUGUAAACCUGUGAGGGUGCAGCUUUAAGCUAUGACAAAAUAAAUGGAAGUCUCAUAAAAUGUAAAAUGAUCAACACAUAUUUACAUGAGAUUUGUAAAUAUUCAAAGUUUAGUUUAUAAUGCAUUUAUGUCUCAUGACAAAAGCAAUAGAGCUGGUGCAGAACUUAAUGAUAAAUAUACGUCAUAAUUUUACAUGCAUGUGUUGUUUUGAUAUUAAAGUUUACAAUGUAA
This is a messenger RNA of Mya arenaria, 5729 nucleotides long. RefSeq lists its product as uncharacterized. NCBI's taxonomy places the organism in Eukaryota, Metazoa, Mollusca, Bivalvia, Myida, Myidae. Gene Ontology annotation, molecular function: DNA-binding transcription factor activity, RNA polymerase II-specific; RNA polymerase II transcription regulatory region sequence-specific DNA binding. Gene Ontology annotation, biological process: regulation of transcription by RNA polymerase II. The transcript is spliced from 4 exons. Bases 645 to 4880 code for a protein of 1411 amino acids. Gene Ontology annotation, cellular component: nucleus. The record is from RefSeq and is a predicted model, not a curated record.